This is a messenger RNA of Zingiber officinale, 2481 nucleotides long. Its product is annotated as protein NUCLEAR FUSION DEFECTIVE 4-like. The transcript is spliced from 3 exons. The coding region runs from base 764 to 2224 and encodes 486 amino acids. NCBI's taxonomy places the organism in Eukaryota, Viridiplantae, Streptophyta, Magnoliopsida, Zingiberales, Zingiberaceae. Gene Ontology annotation, cellular component: membrane. The record is from RefSeq and is a predicted model, not a curated record.
CGUCGUUUUACUGUUGACUUGAUGAAGACUUCGUGUUAUCCUACAAUACAAGAAGCGUUAGUGCUGGGUUAGGAAAGGAGUCUCCGAUGUUAGUUCUCCGAUGCUUUAGUCAGUGCUCAGUUUUGUAGAAAGAAGUAAUAGCUGUCAACUGUAGCAAAUAGCAUGUGUAAAUAAGAAACAUCGCAUAUCUCGUCUAUCGAUGAAGAUCUUUUUUAUAAUGUCAUUAUUAUAUUAUGCACCCAUCUCAAAACAUUAAUACAUUUCCCAAAAUUUUCCUUUGAAAGGGCGGGCCCAUAAGUCGUUGUGACUUGACAGACUGGAAGCUUCUAAAGGACAAUUUGCCGACAAGAUAUUCUCUGUUCUUUUUGGCAUAAACUUUUAAAAGAGUACAAUAUGAGAGGUAUUUGGUUUAGUUAUAGGUCGACCAGAGACCACUUGGCCAGGCGAUUACAAGCUAGGCUUUUCAGAACGCAACCAUCAACUUGUUCUUCACUCGACCGAUCGGCCCUGUGCCCGAUCGAACCUUAGGUCCGAUCGGCUAGGAUGGUGGGUCGGGUACAUCGGUACUUAACUCCAAAUUCUAUUUGCGAGUUGCGAAGGACGACAAUUUGGCCGAUCUGGCUGGCCCUUCACGUUCAACCGGUAUUGUGAGGCCUGCUCGGCCAACCUAAUCUUGCCUAGUCAACCAUUCCAAGUCCGUCCGACCUUGUGACUUUGAUCUCCAUAUCAACUGAUCCUCCCGGCUUUGACCUACUUUUUGAAGAUGUGCAUUCUUAUAUUCGUGGGGAACAAUGGUGAGACCUACUUCAAUACUGCAGCACUGGUUUCCUGUGUACAGAACUUCCCCCAAAACAGGGGGCCUGUAGUGGGCAUUCUGAAGGGAUUUGCUGGUCUGAGUGGGGCUAUUUUAACUCAGAUAUAUGUGAUGAUGCACACCCCUGAUCAUGCUGCUCUCAUUUUUAUGGUUGCGGUUGGUCCGACGAUGGUAGUCAUUGCCUUAAUGUUCAUUGUCAGACCAACUGGAGGACACAGACAAGUGAAACCUUCAGAUGAACAUAGUUUUACCUUCAUCUACAGUGUCUGCCUGCUUCUUGCUGCUUAUCUAUUGGGUGUCAUGCUACUUGAAGACCUAGUCGACCUGAGCAGAUCUAUCACUACUACAUUUACACUCAUUCUACUCUUUGUGCUUUUACUCCCUAUUAUCGUACCUGUGUUCUUGACAUGUUGGAGUGAUCUUCCACCGAGUCAGGAGAGUCUUUUGCCUGAGCAUCAGGAAGAACAAGAAGGACCUGCAAAAGGACAGGAGGUGAUAUUGAGUGAGGUUGAGGAUGAGAAACUUAAGGAAGUUGACUUGCUUCCUGAAUUGGAGAGGCAGAAGAGAAUAGCACACUUGCAGGCAAGACUUUUGUUAGCUGCAGCUGAUGGGGCUGUGAGGAUCAAACGGAGAAAAGGCCCGCGCAGGGGAGAGGAUUUCACUCUGUUGCAAGCACUUAUUAAAGCAGAUUUUUGGCUACUGUUUUUCUCUCUUUUGUUGGGAUCAGGAUCUGGUCUGACAGUUAUCGAUAAUUUGGGUCAGAUGAGCCAAUCUUUGGGCUAUGUAGACACCCACAUCUUUGUCUCCAUGAUCAGUAUUUGGAACUUUCUUGGACGAGUGGGUGGAGGCUACAUUUCUGAGGUCAUUGUCAGGAAUCGGGCAUAUCCGAGGCCAGCAGCACUUGCAGUAGCUCAAAUUUUGAUGUCGUUUGGCCAUCUCUGCUUCACGACCGAUUGGCCGGGUGCAAUGCACAUCGGAACUCUGCUGAUUGGGCUUGGAUAUGGUGCUCAUUGGUCUAUCAUACCAGCUGCUGCCUCUGAAUUGUUUGGCUUGAAGAACUUUGGAGCAUUGUACAAUUUUCUCACAGUAGCAAAUCCAACUGGUUCAUUGAUCUUCUCUGGUAUUAUCGCAAGUAGUAUUUACGACUAUGAAGCGGAAAAACAAGCUCACAUGCGCAUUAACUCACCUUCAUUUGGCACAAUUCUGGGUGUUGCAAAUUUGAGUGAAGAGAAAGCACUCAAGUGUGAGGGAACUAUAUGCUUCUUCGUGUCUUCCUUGUUGAUGUCAGGGUUCUGCGUCAUCGCAGCUAUCCUGAGCGCGCUUCUCAUCUACAGGACUAAGGUCGUGUACGCUAACAUCUAUGGCAGUCAGGUAGCAAGAAGUUUAACGAGAAGCAUAUGUAAUGCCUAAAAUAUGAUAUGCUUUCAUUGGCUAUAGUAUGUAAGUCUGUUUUAGACCUGAAAUGGUUAUAAAAGACGAAUACGGUCACCUCCAACGCCCCCAUCAAUCCAUCCCAAAGGUUUUAGACCAGAAAUGUAACUAUAUUGCAGUGUCCAAUGCUUGAAAUUGAGGGGAAGAUAAGCAGUUAUGCUGAUGUUAAUAUUGACAUUCUAUGUAAUUUCAAUUAUUGCUGAAUAUAAUACUUCAUCGUAUUGGCUUCGGAAUUA